Molecule: messenger RNA, 842 nt
Organism: Gossypium arboreum
Lineage: Eukaryota; Viridiplantae; Streptophyta; Magnoliopsida; Malvales; Malvaceae
Exons: 3
Coding region: 279-599 (106 amino acids)
Biological process (GO): vacuolar proton-transporting V-type ATPase complex assembly
Cellular component (GO): endoplasmic reticulum membrane
Source: RefSeq, a predicted model, not a curated record
AACCUGACGUAAUCACCCCAACACUAGUGUUAAUUGGCAACCUUAACGAAAAAGCUAAUUUCAAGAGUUUAAUUGAUACUUUCGUUUAACUUCCCAAUUAAGUACGGUUUUGAUUAAGAGUUUUAUUAAUUUUUAAUUAUUUUACAAGGAUUUAUAUAAAAAAGAAGAAAGGUUUUUCAAAUUUAAUUUGAAAAUUCCAGGCCCUGACCCAUCCUUCUCUUCCCUUCAGCUGCCUGCUAUUGCCUUCAAGUUUCCCGACGACGAAAUUAAAUAAAGACAUGGCUGCUGCAGUAAUUAAGAAGUUCUUCAUUGCAUCAAUGUUCAUGUGGAUAGCUCCCCUUGCAAUAUUGUAUGGUUUUAAUCAUAAUUUACUUCCUGGUUCAACAAAUUUAUCUCCCCAUGCUAUGACUCUGGUGAGUGGAUUCGUUGCUGUAAUUUCGGUCAAUAUAGUUAUCGCAUUCUACAUCUAUAUGGCAAUGAAGGAACCUUUGGAUAAGCAUGAGCCAGAUCCAAAGUUUCUCGCUGAUGCCAAAGCUAGUGUAAGCCAGCCAACGGGCGAAGCUCCAACCUCUUCCGAGUCCAUAAAGAAACGAGAAUAGAAUAGCCGAAGCCUGAGUAACUACAAUGGAGAGAAUGGAACAAUGAGGGUCUGUGCUCCAUACUCAUGCCUUAUGAUUAUGAAAUUAAGUUCUUUCUAAUGUUUUUGUUGUAUAUUUAGACUCAUUUCUUUUGGUCUUUUCGAUAACAUUAUCAAGUUUUGAUCCAAACCUCGUGAUUUUGAUUAUUGUUAACUUGUAUUGACUUGCAUUUCUGAAAUCAUACUAAUCUUUCAACCUGUCCAA